GAGUUCCUUUUAGAGAGUUGUCUGGCGCCCCUAGGUAUUCUCUACCUACCCACCUGUGUCGGUUGCGGGUACAGGUACCCUUUAGGUCGUUCGAGCGGGAAGCUUACCGUCCUCGGUCCCUUCUCUUCGAUGGAGAUGAUGAAUUGCAGUGGAAUCGAAGGAUUCGGAGGAGUGGAUGGAGAUGAGAGGCGAUGGAGAAGGAAUCGGAGAAGAGGCAAAGGCAAAGGCAAAGGGGAGGGGUUGAGAGGCGAUGGAGAACAAAUCGGAGAAGAGGCAAAGGCAAAAGGGGCAGGGGCAAAGGCAAAGGGGAGGGGCGGCAAAGGGGAGGGUUGAGAGGCGAUGGAGAAAGAAACCGAGAAGAGGCAAAGGCAAAAGGGGCAGGGGCAAAGGCAAAGGGGGGGGCUGAGAUUAAUAAAACGGCGUCGUUUUGGGUUAGGACUCCAAAUUUUUUUUGGGAGUCAGGACUGAUGGCCACUUUCCCAAUAUAUAUAUAUAUAUAUUAGUGCUAUUUAUAUUCCUUAUUUCAAUGAUGAAUUUCUUUAUGGAGUAGUGGUUACUGGCUUUGGUGGUGUUUGGAUAUUUGAUUCUGAUUACCUCUACUUGAGGCUCACUUAGUUUACUUUGACAAUUUGCUGUUGCUAUUUCAUUUUUACUUUUACUUCAAGGAUAUUGCUUUUUAUAGCUACAAAUUGCUAAUUACCUAAUACAACUUACAAUAUGCU
Rubroshorea leprosula is the source of this 722-nucleotide messenger RNA. The record is from the annotation of a GenBank genome assembly. NCBI's taxonomy places the organism in Eukaryota, Viridiplantae, Streptophyta, Magnoliopsida, Malvales, Dipterocarpaceae.